Messenger RNA from Ostrea edulis (European flat oyster), 2245 nucleotides. RefSeq lists its product as uncharacterized. The record is from RefSeq and is a predicted model, not a curated record. NCBI's taxonomy places the organism in Eukaryota, Metazoa, Mollusca, Bivalvia, Ostreida, Ostreidae. Bases 34 to 1272 code for a protein of 412 amino acids. The transcript is spliced from 8 exons.
ACUACAGCAUGUGUGAUAUGUGCUGCAAUAGUGAUGAUGACACUUCAAGAUUUUUAUACUUUUGCUAAAAUUAUGGAUGUUGCGCAGUGUCCAAGAUGUCUGAACAAACGUGGAGUUGUAACGUGUAAAACUUACAAGAACAAUUGUGUCAGUGUUUUCCUUAAUCGUGCCAGAACCCAAAUCCGUGAAAUUCGCGUCCCUAUGUGUACUAUCGAUAUUGUGGUCAACAGAAAGUGGGAGUCCCUUACUGACUUUCCAGUAGUGCGGGACAUUAGGGGACAUCAAUGUGCCAGUGUAUUCAAUAUGCCUACUGAAGAGUCCAAGAUGUUGGCCACCACUACAAUACCAUCCACUUCAUCAGCAAAUACACAAGGGAGGGCUUGGAUUGGGCCAGCGUCAUUGAAAAGUACAACUCAAGAUAUGCCUACUGAAGGGUCCAAGAUGUUGGCCAUCUUUACAGUGCCAUCCACUUCAUCAGCAAAUACACAAGGGAGGGCUUGGAUUGGGCCAGCGUCAUUGAAAAGUAAAACUCGAGAUAUGCCUACUGAAGAGUCCAAGAUGUUGGCCACUUCUACAAUACCAUCCACUUCAUCAGCAAGAACACAAGGGAGGGCUUGGAUUAGGCCAGCGUCAUUGAAAAGUACAACUCAAGAUAUGCCUACUGAAGAGUCCAAGAUGUUGGUCAUCUUUACAGUGCCAUCCACUUCAUCAGCAAAUACACAAGGGAGGGCUUGGAUUGGGCCAGCGUCAUUGAAAAGUAAAACUCGAGAUAUGCCUACUGAAGAGUCCAAGAUGUUGGCCACUUCUACAAUACCAUCCACUUCAUCAGCAAGAACACAAGGGAGGGCUUGGAUUGGGCCAGCGUCAUUGAAAAGUACAACUCGAGGGUUACAAUUAUCUACCGAAGAAUUUGACGUGCCUGGGACCGCAGGUGUUUUUGCCUGGGCAGUUGUCACAACACUUGCCAUUAUUCUGAUUGUGAUAAGGCAUCUUUUGCUUUCGAAAAUAAAAUGCUGCUGUAGAAGGCAAGUCAACCAUCUUCCUAGAACACCAUCACCACCUUCAACACCGUGCACUCGUGAAACUGUAGAGCAGAUAAGAAUGCAUUUAUUGCACACACCAUCUUCCAUUGCUACCACCCCCAGCAGUUUAUCGGCGUCAACCCCCAACACAGUAGUUUCAGUAACUCGACCUCUCCUUGGUGAUGAUGACGAUGAACCUAUUUCACAACGUACCAGGGCUAAAAGUGUCGCAAAGAGACUUAGCCUGUAAUUUCUUUACUAGUUUUUCAAAGGGAUGAUAUUACUACGUUUUGAACUUUUUAAUGACUGUGUAGUGUACAAGUUUUGAAAAUGAUAACAGUAAACAGUUUUAUGAAUGUGUAAUCAGUUUAAAGUUGUGCAUUUUUUAUGACAGAUUUUUUUGGAAUUGGAAAAAGCAUAAAGUUUGGGACUUUUUGAACUGUUUAAGUUCCAUUAUUUUUCCUUUUUUUACAAAACAGAUUUGUUAAUGACAUAACAAUUUGAUGACAUUUUACUUUUUUUAAUGAAUGUACAUGUAGUACAGAGCAACGGUAUUGUUUAAGGACAUUGACUCGUUAGUUUUUCCUAUGGUUGCUUUUAAUGUUUUUGUAUUUUUUAUUUUUUUUUUUAUUUUAUGCGACAGUUUGUAUUUUACUUGAAUACUGAUCAAAGGAAAAUUUAAAGUCCUGCCUUUAUUUGCUGAUUAUUAUAAUUUACAUAUGACAGUGAUCAUUUGGUUAUUUUUGGGAUGUGCAAUUGAUGUAAAAUGAUGUUUAAGUUGAUUUUAACUGAUAAAUGUGAUUUACACUUAACAUUGAUCAUUUGCUUAUUAUGAUUGUGAUGUAUAAGUUAUGACAUUAGGGUUAAUUGUUGCAGCACAUAUUUCUAUAUAAUAAUAUUUAAUAUCCAAUAGUUAUAGAGUAUUAUGCUUAAUAUUAUCUACCUGUGAUAUAAUGCUGUUAAUAACAAUGCAGGUUUUAAAUAUUUUUGAACAUUUGUUUAGCUAGAAAUUCUUUUGGUUAGCAACUGGGUUUAAAGAAUAAGUUUGCACAGUUUGAUAUUAAACAUGUUAAUGUCUAUUUAUAGAUAUUUUUGUCAAUAAGCCAGUAUAUUUCUUAACAUUGUUUUUACCUAAUGUCAUUUCUUUGAAAAUUUGUUAAGUAUUAGGAAAUACUUAAAAUUUUUGUUACAGGAUUUUUGUUAAUAAAAAAGUAUUCUUUCUA